This is a messenger RNA of Diprion similis, 1421 nucleotides long. Its product is annotated as fork head domain-containing protein FD4-like. Gene Ontology annotation, biological process: anatomical structure morphogenesis; regulation of transcription by RNA polymerase II; cell differentiation. The record is from RefSeq and is a predicted model, not a curated record. The transcript is spliced from 3 exons. NCBI's taxonomy places the organism in Eukaryota, Metazoa, Arthropoda, Insecta, Hymenoptera, Diprionidae. Gene Ontology annotation, molecular function: RNA polymerase II cis-regulatory region sequence-specific DNA binding; DNA-binding transcription factor activity, RNA polymerase II-specific. The coding region runs from base 27 to 1319 and encodes 430 amino acids.
GGCGCAGCGGUGGACCCGAAGAUAAAAUGCCAAGACCAUCGCGCGAGUCAUACGGCGAACAGAAGCCCCCCUACUCCUACAUCUCGCUUACGGCAAUGGCGAUAUGGUCGUCCCGUGAAAAGAUGCUACCACUUGCUGAGAUAUACAGGUUCAUCGCUGACCGAUUUCCCUACUACCGCCGGGACACGAGACGAUGGCAGAAUUCUCUGAGGCACAAUCUAUCGUUCAACGAUUGUUUCAUCAAGGUUCCCAGGGGUCCUCACACCCCGGGCAAAGGUGCCUACUGGGCGCUGCAUCCAGCGGCGUUAUCAAUGUUUGAGAACGGUUCGUUCCUCCGUCGUCGGAAGAGGUUUAAACUCCCGAAGGCAGCGAAAGCCGAGAGUCAGGCGUUGGCUGAAACGGCGGCCCGAUUGGCUGCGACGAACAAUUGCAGCGGGGCCGAGAACUUCGGACCUUCGAUUUCGGACAGCAAUUCCGGGUCCUUCCACCACCACCAAGGAAUCAGCCUAACGCAGAGGCAAAUCGACUUCCUUCAGGCGACCUCCAGCUUGGCGGGUCUUCACACCCUUUACCCCGUCGCUAGAGACCAACGCGCCAUUUCUCUACCAUCCGAGUAUCACACUCCGCCAAGGAGCGAGUUCUCCACCGGGUACAACGUCAAGGAGUUUGGCACCUUAGCCCAAUCUGGCACGACUAUUCUUCCCGGAACUGAUUCCGACUCCAGGAUACUACCUAAGCGACCGAAGCCGCUCAAUCCGGCCCACAAGUCUUUCAGCAUCGAGAGCAUCAUCGAGUCCUCGACGGAUUCUACCGCGAGUCGAUCUUCCAGGACAGCGGGACUGUCGAGCCUGAACCCACUCCUCUCGACGUCGACGUCGGUCGGUCUUCUGCCGCCCUGGUGCGGACCCAGUAUCUACACCUCAGGAAUGACGACGUCGCCUAGCGUCUACCCUCUGCACCUUCACCAGGCAGCCGCCGUUUACGCGACGGCUUUGGCCACGGCGAACCUCUUCGGUUCCCAUCCGGGACUCCAGGGACCCGGGAAGACCUCAGCGAGCUCAGCACCGACCCCGGCGUCCACUGCGUCCCUCUACGGACUUUACGCUGCCGGAUUUCCGGCUAUGCUGGGACUCGGUCCGACUGCACCUAUUCCUGAAACUACCCUCGGCCUCUCGGUACCCCAUCCCAUCAGCCUCCCACCCACCCCCACGACAUCCCCGACCAUUCUUGCCCUGCCCCAACCACCCCAUGGUCCAGACAGCUCGACGACCUCCAGCUACAGUCCGGGGCAAUCUUGCACAGACUUGGCAUCCACGUAGUAGCAUGAGUACGUUUGAUGCAGAUUUUUAACUUGAAUUUUGGUCGAGACGCCGGAGUUGAGGACGCGAAGAUGGUUACCAGAUAUUUUAAGGUUAUGAAUG